This is a messenger RNA of Prunus avium (sweet cherry), 1421 nucleotides long. The record is from RefSeq and is a predicted model, not a curated record. Lineage: Eukaryota; Viridiplantae; Streptophyta; Magnoliopsida; Rosales; Rosaceae.
UUGACUUGUCAAAAAAUAACUUGAGUGGCAUGCUUCCCCAGUGUCUCGGAAAUUUCAGUGAUGGUCUAAUCCUUUUACUUCUUGGAAACAACUCCUUUCAUGGCAUGAUGCCUCAAUCAUACACCAAUGGAAGCAGUUUAAGGAUGAUUGAUGUUAGUCAUAACCAAUUGCAGGGGCAAUUACCGAGGUCAUUGGCGAAUUGUGUGAUGCUUGAGUAUCUGGUUCUGUCAAAUAAUCAAUUCAGUGAUGUGUUUCCCAUUUGGUUAGGGACUCUCCCAGAGUUAAAACUUUUGGCAAUGCGCCAUAAUCGCUUCAAAGGUGUAAUAGGACAGUCUAGAACAAGUGUUGACUUCCCCAAGUUACGCAUUCUUGAUUUGUCUUACAACAAUUUCACCGGUGAGAUUCCACCUUUGUUUCCAGAUAUUACUGUAAACAAGUCAACAUAUAUGUCCAUAGACGUAGUCUAUCCAGUCGAUGGUUUUUAUAUUGUUCAGAGUGUUGCUUACACAAUCACAUUGGCAAUUAAAGGUUUGGAUCAAAACUAUUCAAGGAUUCUAGAAGGGUUUGCAGCCAUUGAUAUCUCAAGCAACAAAUUUGAAGGAAAGAUUCCAGAGUUCAUUGGGAACCUUACGGAGCUUCGCUCGCUGAAUAUUUCCAGCAACAUUCUCACUGGUUCUAUUCCAUCAUCCUUGGGGAACUUAAGGAAUCUUGAAUCGUUGGACCUUUCACGAAACAAGCUCUCAGGACUGAUCCCCCAACAGCUGACUAAGCUUACAUUCCUUGGGAGCUUUGAUGUGUCUCACAACAAUCUCACAGGUCCUAUACCGCAAGGUACCCAACUUCUUACAUUCAACAGCACUUCUUAUGAGGGAAACGCAGGAUUGUGUGGAGAUCCAUUACCAAAGAAAUGCGGAAAUCAAGAGGCCCCUCAACCGCCACCUUCAACUGAAGAAGACGGUGAUUCAGGCUCAGCUCAAACACUUGAAUUUGAUUUGAAAUUUUGUUUAGCUGGAAUUGGAAGUGGGUUUGUAGUGGGAGUGGUUCUCGCGGAUGUCGCCAUCACAAGAAGGCAGGAGUUGUUUCUUAAGAUUGUUGGAAUGGUGAGGCUAAUGAUACGGAAAGGGUAGAGUGGGGGAUGUAGAAGUAUAGUUUGUUAUAAAGUCAUGCAUUUGGAGUAGUACGUUUUUUCUUGUUUUUUUCUUCCUUCUCCUUCCAUGUAACCGUGCUCUAUCUUUGGAGUUGUCCUGUGGGUAGACUGGGGGAUGCAGAAGUAUAGUUUGUUAUAAGGUCAUGCAUUUGGAGUUGCUUUCUUGUUUUUCUUUCAUUCACGUAACCUUGCUCUGUCUUUCUAGUUGUACUCUUUGUGGUGGUUAUGCUAAUUAAUGCAAAUAAAGGUGUAUUUGGAUUUUCUGCAUUCAUAA